Molecule: messenger RNA, 5031 nt
Organism: Nilaparvata lugens (brown planthopper)
Lineage: Eukaryota; Metazoa; Arthropoda; Insecta; Hemiptera; Delphacidae
Exons: 16
Coding region: 899-2908 (669 amino acids)
Biological process (GO): cellularization; cell-cell adhesion; cell migration
Cellular component (GO): adherens junction; catenin complex; membrane
Molecular function (GO): beta-catenin binding; actin filament binding
Source: RefSeq, a predicted model, not a curated record
ACAAAGAAAUUAAUCUAGCUGCCCUUGCUUAAUUUGUGUUUGUUUUGUUUUGAUUUGAAAAUAUGUAUGGUUUCAAAUAAUUAUUAUUUAUAAAUGUAAUUUUAAAAUAAUCUUCUUUAGGUUUCAAGUUCAAGUAGCAAGCUCAACAAACUACAAAUUAAUUACGUACGUAAUGCCAUCUGUUUCUAAAAUGAUUAACAACGUACAAUGGUAUAGUAUAAGUAUAUAUUACAUUUUUUCCGUUAAAAUAUCUUAAAUAUGUUUGACUUUAUAGUACCGUAUGGAAUUAUUUUUUUAAGUAAAUUAAUCACUUCAAGUAUAAGGCUGCUGUUAUAAGUUGCUGCGGAUCUGGAAACCCCAGUCCUUGAUAAUAUGAAGUAGGCUAUCAAGUCACUAUAGAACUUUUAUAACACAGUUGCUUUACUUGGUACCUAACUAGAAUUUAUGCAAACUCGAUCUCGUGUCAAACUAUACUGUGCAGUAAAAAAAUAGAACAAUUCCAAUUAUUCAUUUAUUGGCAGAGCUCUUGAAAACCUCAAGAACCUUUCCUUACCUUUCCUCAAGAACCUUUACAAGAAGAGUGACCACUAGAGCCUAUACAGCUUCAGGCAAUAUUCAUGACUCCAAUAUUUGAAACAGUAUGGUUAAAUUGGUCAUCCAACCCAAACUUUAAAAGUUUUUUGAGAGAAAGAACCUUUUUUUAAGUAUGCAGUUUGGUUUUCGUAGAGGGAGGUCAUUAAUUCAUUGAUGCAUUGAAUCGCAAUGGCUGAGAAAAUUGAUUCAGUGUUUGAUGACAAAUUUGCUCAUUUUCACAAUAAAUUCUUGAGUAUUGUGGACAUGGUUUUUCCUGUUACGGUAGCAGCGUGAUGUUUAAUUGAAUUCAAAUUAGCUUACUAUCAUGAAUAUGGAUACUUUCCUGCGCAGAAACAACGAACUAUUAGAAAUAGUUGAUUGCUACGUACGUUCUGCUGACAGUAAAAAUAACAAGAAUAGACUUUUGUUAUGCAUGAGCCAGAUACAGAAGAUAUUGAAAUUACUAAUUGAAGUAACGCAAAUAAAGGAGCCAAAUCUGUUUGGUAUAAAGGAGAUAACCAACUACCUGGGUAAGCGGCUGGAAUGGUGUGUUGAGGAGUGCGAGCGAGUUCUCGGCAAAAACAAAGAGACUGUUAGUAACGAUGACUGCUACGGCAGAUUUGUGAAGCGUGUGGAUAGGGCUUUGCUGUUGAUCUCUGAAGGCCUCAACUGCAGUACUCAGUCCGACAUCACCAAGUGGAAACCUGUUGUCGACGACAUCAUUUGUCAAUCACUCACAAUCGCUGCUAUGGCUGCACCAAUCGACUCUGAAGAAAUAACGGCUAGCUGUCAAAAGGUUCUUGGUGAAUGCAAGCGUCUUGAAGAGGAGUGCAAAGAGUCAGUGACAUCAUUGCAGAGCAAUUUCUUGGCUGAUUGGAUUCUGCAAUUGGAGCGAAGAGUUAGCGCUGCACUGCUUCGACUCGUAGUCAACACGUUUUCAGAUUACUCAGAACCAUUGAAACGACUUAUUUUGGCGAUUGAUGAGGAAAAAUGUAAUGUUUUAUCGAGGAAGCCUUCAGAUCUGGACGAGAUUGUCGACAACUUUGAUCGUCAUUCGGAUUGUAUACAGCACAUAGCAUUGUUCGCUUUGGCGUGUUCCGAAUAUUCGAAAAAUGUGUUGAAAGUUCGGUGCUGCCUGGCAAGUGUGGAGUCUUUGGAGGACAGCCUGGUGCCGGCAGCGAUGGCCCUCUACAUGGACCCCAAGCAUCCGGGCAAGCGACUUCUGCUCAAGUUCCUCGUCUCGGUGUGGCUCGACGAAGUCAGGUCGCUGGAAGAGUGCCUCGAUUGUAUCAUCGAUCCUGUUGCCUUCACUGCUGUAACAUUGGAAAGCAUUGAGACUUUAUCUGAAGAAGUAGUUACAGAAAGCAAUAGAAACGCUCAGCCACUGAUUGCAAUUGUGUUGCGAACGAACCGUUUGUACCGGCAUCUGAACACAAAUUCAAUAGAAAAAGAGAGGAAACUAAGUGCAAUAUUGACAGAAUGUAAGAUAGCUUUGGAUGCUUGGCUGAAAAAUGGUGUCGAUCGGCACGGUCAGCCUGUGACCUUGAAAAGGGUCAAAUCGCGAUUCAAUCUGCUGCUUCACACUGUAAAAACAAUAUCGGCCGAAUUGUCAGCCGACUUGGCCAGAAACAACGAUUCUUACCAGAAUACGUCAGCUCUUUUGAAAGAUAUGUCUUUCCCGGAUUCUAUAAGAGAUUUACCGCUAGACAUAUCCAGUUCAGUUUCUUUAAGAUCUCGAAAAAUUGGCGAAGCAGAUAUGCUGCAAAAGCUCUGUUUUGCAAACUUCAACAAAUUACGAAGCGUGAAGAAAUCGGAAAAACCGGACGUCGUUUUGUUAGAUGCCUACAAGCUGAAAGCUGCUGAGAAGUGUUUACUGGCAAACACACUUUAUGCUCCCAGUCCACGACGUGUAAAGCAUACACCGAUCACCGCCUUGAGAAAGCCAUCCAAUCAGCAAUUCCAACUUACUAUGGGACUUGAUUUGACAGGCAUUCUCGAACAAUUUGCAGAUAUUUCGCAGGCUACCUUAUCGACUAUAGAUCACUGCACACGUUCAGAAUCAUCAAUGAAGAAUUUUGUAAUUGAAAUAGAAGACGAAAAUUCAGUUUCUCGCGUUCCUGCUAGCAGAUGUGAGCUUGAAUUGGAAAAUGACGAAUCGUUUUUCCCCGAUUUAUCUGGAAUUCGACAGCUUGAGAACAGCCUGAGUAAACUUACAAUGGACAGUAUGUUUGGAGGAAGGUCUGAUGGUUCCUCAGUUAUAACAUUGGACAGAUUGAAUGAUCUCAAAAAGGUUGAAGAACGAAUUGAGUAUCUCAAACAAAUUGCCAACUCUUAAGACAACCAAGUUUCAACAUUUACCACUAGUUACAUAAUUAGGUUUACAGACCAUUAAUCUCAAACCAUUAUCACAUAAAUCGAAAAUUUGAUCAUCUAUACGAUUGUAUGGUGUGAAAAGGUGAUAGACCUGAUCGAGUAUUUGGAAAAUUAGUCAACUUCUAAUGUAUAUAAAUUUUCUGCAAGUGUUUCUGACUAUCAAUAUUGAUUUAAGACUGAAUGUAGGUUGAAUACAUUCAAUUCAUUGAAUUACAGUAUUACCGUAAGUAGGAUACUUUUGCAGUAGUAUUUUGGUACAUUUUUAUUAGAAUUUAGAUUUGUAUUCUACUGUCCUAUUGGCUGUAUUAGUAAAUAUAAGAAACAAAUCUAUUUAUUAUGGAAUAUUUGAGGUAAAUUGAAAGACAAUAUCCAAUGUAAAACUUACUCGUAUACUUAAUGACCAAGAAUAAAAAACCCAUAACGAAUAAUAAUAUGUGGGCUAUUCAGAAAGUAGAUUACGUUUUUGGAUAAAAAAAUUUAAGUACAGAAUUUUUUUUAUUUACAUUUGAAAGAGGAACUAAAAUACUAUUUUUCGACAUAAUCGCCAAACAAAUUUAGAUAUUUGUCAUAUCGGUGAACUAGCUUUGAAAUUCCCGUGUCCGUGUCGAAGAAUUCCGCCGCCUGUGACGCCAGCCAGUCAGACACGCCCGCGCGGAGAUCUGCGUCGUCAUCGAAGCGCUGUGUUGCAAGCCAAGUCUUCAUCUUCGGGAAUAAGUGGAAAUCACUAGGUGCCAGGUCCGGACUCUAGGGUAGAUCAGGGAAAAUCUUCCAAUUAUUUCAUUGACAUUUGCAACCAGCUCAUCACUCACGCAAUGCUCGGUCUGCCACUCUUCUCUUCGUCAUGAACAUUACUUUGUCCAUUUUUAAAUCUAAUGCACCAUUGGCGAACUCCACCUUCACUGAUUACGUUGUUUCCGUAAACUUCACAAACUUGCCGAUAAAUUUCAAUCGGUUUAUGGUUUUUGCUAACAAAAACCUUAUAACUGAUCGCACCUCACAACUGGCGGGAUUUUCGAUUGCAGCGCACAUUUCAAAAGGCUAUUGUGACGAAACGAGCAGCACGGCCGACCUCUCUCUAGCACGGCUGGGUGCCGACUGACCUGCGGAACGCCCAGACACCAAAAUGGCCGCGCUCGCACCACCCACCGCCGCUACAUAUAAAAACCUAAUCUACUUUCUGAAUAGCUCACUAUUUCCUAUAAUCAAGACUAUUGAAGGAAGGCAACUUUUUGGCUUCAUUCUAAGUAUAGCAAUGGAAGAAUUUGAUCAGUUUUCCUGGCCUUCAUCGUUACUGUCGCCAAACGAAUUAUUUAUUUUGGGCAAUCGUCCAAAUGCGUCUUCACUUCUAGUGAAAAACACACUCAACCGGUUUUCUUAGAAAAAAAGAUGGAAAUACGCUUCUUGGACAGGUAACUUGUAUCCAAAGAUCACUCCUGUUUCCAAGUCCGUUGGUAGAGGAUCACUAUCGAAUUCCGAAGAUAUCAUUCCAUGUUUUCAAAGCAAUUGAAUCUGUUUAUGUGUCGAUGAAUUGGUUCGACUAUCAGCCAGCUAAUAGGUUUCUCCCGACCGUUAGGUUGGAUAAAAAUUUAUGCACUAGGAAGGGAAGCAGACUUGGAAACGCGGGUAACCAUCUGGAACUACAGGUUCUGACACUCAUUCACAACGUGCCAUAAACGAGCAACAUUGGACCGUAGUUGAUUCUUCAGUAGUGACAAGUCUAUCUAGCUUAGCCUACUAACAACAUAAUUAUCAAAAUGGUGUAUGGAAGUGUAAUGUCUGUUGCUUCAGCAAAAGGAACCAGCGAUCCAAGCUCAACAAGGAAAAGCUGUUUCGAUGUGGGUGCCAGCACUAAGCCACACACAAAAUGCGAGGACAAGAAAUCGUCUUCACAGUAUGCUGCUUGGGGACCAGUUUUUAAAAACAAAGACAACUUUGUUAAUAUGCACUUUUGUUGAGCCACUACUUAUAGUAUUGGUCAAUUUGCAAGAAUGUUCAAGUUAUGAAUCACUAACAUUAUUACUUAGAACUUUUUACUAACUCAUCUUUCUCCACUUUUUCAAACUAUAAUAAAUACUGUAAUCAGAA